Cynara cardunculus var. scolymus (artichoke) is the source of this 1686-nucleotide messenger RNA. RefSeq names its product serine/threonine-protein phosphatase PP1 isozyme 2-like. Lineage: Eukaryota; Viridiplantae; Streptophyta; Magnoliopsida; Asterales; Asteraceae. The transcript has 4 exons. Gene Ontology annotation, molecular function: protein serine/threonine phosphatase activity. The coding region runs from base 403 to 1335 and encodes 310 amino acids. Gene Ontology annotation, cellular component: cytoplasm; nucleus. The record is from RefSeq and is a predicted model, not a curated record.
CCUGGAUUUGAAUCCCCCAUUUUCAUUGCAUAAAUCAAAAGGGUAAACUUCAAUAUAUGAUGGCAUUCAGACAACACCAUCGCCACGGAUUCAUCGUCCUCCAAGCAUUUUCAUCCUAGAACUCGUCAUCUCCGCCCCCAAUCCUCUCUGUCUCUAUAUUCCACCAUUUCAUCUCUUUCUUCUUCCAUGUUGUAAUGUAUUGCCAUUAUUGAUUACACACCCACAUAGAAACUGGGAACAUUGUUUUCUCUAUGUUUUUUUUCAUCUUCCAUUGACAAUUACCUGGGAAAUCUGUGAUUUCUCGGUUCGUUUAUGCGUGUUUGAAAAUCUAGGGCUUCUUGGUAUUUUUGAAAACCCUGGUUUUGGGGAUAACUUUAAAGGGAGAGAGAGGUUAAGAGAUCAAUGGCCCAAAAUGGUCAGGGGAUAGACCCUGCCUUACUUGAUGAUAUAAUCAAUCGGCUAUUGGAGUUCCGGCAGGCGAGGACGGUGCGGCAGGUUCAGCUAUCGGAGUCGGAUAUCCGUCAACUUUGUACCGUUUCUCGUGAAAUAUUUCUUCAACAGCCUACUCUUUUAGAGCUUGAGGCUCCGAUUAAGCUAUGCGGUGACAUUCACGGGCAAUAUGGUGAUCUGUUAAGGUUGUUUGAAUAUGGGGGGUUUCCUCCAGAGGCUAAUUAUUUAUUCCUAGGGGACUAUGUGGAUCGUGGCAAGCAAAGUCUGGAGACAAUAUGCCUUUUGCUUGCCUACAAAAUAAAAUACCCCGAGAACUUCUUCCUGUUGAGAGGGAACCAUGAAUGCGCUUCUAUCAACAGGAUAUAUGGUUUCUAUGAUGAAUGUAAACGUCGUUUCAACGUUAGACUUUGGAAAACCUUUACUGAUUGUUUCAACUGUCUUCCUGUGGCUGCUCUUAUAGAUGACAAAAUCUUAUGCAUGCAUGGGGGUCUUUCUCCUGAUUUAACAAACCUAGAUCAGAUAAGGAAUUUGCCUCGUCCAACUGAUGUCCCAGACUCGGGUUUGCUCUGUGAUUUACUUUGGUCAGAUCCUAGUAGAGAUGUGAAAGGAUGGGGAAUGAGUGAUAGGGGAGUCUCCUAUACUUUUGGUGCUGAUAAGGUGGCGGAGUUUUUAAUGCAACAUGAUAUGGACCUUGUUUGUCGUGCCCAUCAGGUUGUAGAAGAUGGGUAUGAAUUCUUUGCUGAUAGGCAGCUUGUUACGAUAUUCUCUGCCCCAAAUUAUUGCGGUGAAUUUGAUAAUGCUGGUGCAAUGAUGAGUGUUGAUGAAAGCUUAAUGUGUUCUUUCCAAAUCUUGAAACCUGCUGAUAGGAAACCUAGAUUCUUAUGAUGCAGUGGUGACCCAAAUACUUUUAAGAAUCUCCCAGAUGCUCUCAAAUAUGCCACUGAUGUUUUAGUUAUUUUCCUUUUCCGUCAAGAAUGUCGAAACACUUUUCAUCAAAUUCUUGCUGGUUUAAGAUUGGGGGAGUAGCAGCAGACUUGCCAUGGAUUGGAUAUAUAUAUAUAUAUAUAUUCAGAUGAUCAUUUUUCGAUUUUAUUUUUGUUUUUAUUAUUAUUAAUAUUACAAAGAAAUCAUGUUUGUAAUCUGUUUGUGCCCAAUUUACGACACUGUAAAUACAUUUGGGGUUGUAAAUUGUGGGUAUGGAUUGAUGUUGCCACCUUCCAGUUACCCUUUGCAGCA